Molecule: messenger RNA, 544 nt
Organism: Zymoseptoria tritici IPO323
Lineage: Eukaryota; Fungi; Ascomycota; Dothideomycetes; Mycosphaerellales; Mycosphaerellaceae
Exons: 4
Coding region: 47-298 (83 amino acids)
Source: RefSeq, a predicted model, not a curated record
UUCAAGGUCGACACUUCUGAUCUCAAAGGGAUUCACCAUACCAAACAUGAAGGCCUUCGCAAUCACCAAUCUUGCUGCCACUGCCGCCGUCUUGAUGGGCCUCCUCUCGCCCAUGGCCGCAGCAAGGUGCAUGAGAGACGAGGAUAUUUCAAAAGGGUUGACACCCGACCAAGCUUGCUCCGCACACGUGAAAACUUGCGGACCGAGCGAGUGCCCAAAAUGCGAGCAUAACACGUGCGUCUGCCUCGCCUGUACCAAGAGCGGUGGCGAUGCCGGUGGAAGCUUGCUGUUCGAGUAGCGGCUCCGCCUCGCGAAUGUUGGAGAGCAAGCCUAUGCUCACCUGGCCAAGAUGAUAUCUUCAGCUGCUUCAUUUGGACUCCUGACGUUGGCGUUGGACGAUGGUCAGGCUUGCGACGUGUUGGAUGUGAAGGAAUGUCAUCGUUUGGAGUGGUUGAUUGGUUUGGAAGGGCGUUUGUCUGGAGUACAUGUCUGGAGUACAUAUCUGGUCUCUCGUUCGGCCGGAAAUGCAAAGCAACUUUUCUUG